This is a messenger RNA of Moneuplotes crassus, 824 nucleotides long. NCBI's taxonomy places the organism in Eukaryota, Ciliophora, Spirotrichea, Euplotida, Euplotidae. The record is from the annotation of a GenBank genome assembly.
GCAAGGGAAAUAUUAUUAUGCCGGCUCUGCUUGACAUCCUAUACUCCUUACAUAUAUUUAAGAGAAGUAAAAGUGCUUUCGUCAAGAGUGAGAGUAAUGUAAAUGAAUUCUACUUCCCUGCAGAAGCAUUCAACUUUUCUCAAACAAACAGAAAAUCCUCUGUUAUCCUGAUCCAACGUCUGAAGAGAGAAAUAAAUGCCUUUAUGGCUUUUUUAGAGCAAUUAGACAAUAUUUAGCCAUCUACAAGGAAUCCAUACCAAAAGAUAUGCAGUAUUUUGAAAUAAUCUAAACUUGUGGAGAAUGAUUAAGAGUGCAAAGCCUGUCAUUCAAAAUAUUUCACAAGCGUUUGAGGAUUCCAAAGAGUCCUCAAGUGAGGUCUUUAUACAACAACUGUGGAGGCUCCUCCAAAGAAUUUUGAAUAAAUUUCCUUCUUUUCAAGGGGAUUUAGAAGAGAGUCUACUCCAUGACAUUAGAAUCAGCGUUCCAGACUACCCAAGCCAAGGGGAAAGAAGAUUGAUUCUAUUGAUAAGCAUGUUUGAUCCAAAGAGUUUAUUAUGGAAAUCAGAAGAGAUCUUAAGAACGUUGCUUAAAAGGUUUUAAGAGUUGUCUGACUUUCUUUGAUACCAAAGGGAGUCUUAUUAAAAGAAUUGAGCAAAGACACAUUGAAGUGAGUGACCAAAUGCACCAAGUUAAUCACAGUAAUGAAGCCGAUCAUGAGAUCUUAAUAGUUGCCAAAUUAAGAAGUACAACCUUGAAAACCUUUAAAGGAACUUUCAAAGAUUCAAAAUCUGAACUUUGUAAGGACAAACAGUAAAAAUCUUAGU